Molecule: messenger RNA, 5557 nt
Organism: Puntigrus tetrazona (Sumatra barb)
Lineage: Eukaryota; Metazoa; Chordata; Actinopteri; Cypriniformes; Cyprinidae
Product: metal transporter CNNM1
Exons: 10
Coding region: 176-2791 (871 amino acids)
Biological process (GO): transport; magnesium ion homeostasis
Cellular component (GO): plasma membrane
Molecular function (GO): transmembrane transporter activity
Source: RefSeq, a predicted model, not a curated record
CCUGUUUGCAUCUUACAGUAUCGCUGCCCUGCAACGCGUCAUGACGUCACUGCGGUGUCAUUUUUAUUUACACGAGACUCCAGCUGUUACAUUGACUCGGCAAACAGAGUCGAUGUGUGUGUGUGUGUGUGUGUGUCCGUGGGUGUGUGUCAUCGCCACGUGAUCCAGCUCGCCAAUGUCCUUCUACAACCCACUCAGCAUCAUGGCUGCGGAUGCUGCGGAUGCUCUCCUCCCGCACCGCAUCCCCGGACCAUGCCUCCUGCCCCUGCUGCUCCUGAUCGCCUCCGCUCUCCCCACACCGAGCCACGGGCUGCUGGGCUUCCGACCGGAGGACACGGGAGGAGAUCUGUCCGUGCAGGACGGGCUGCUGAAGGCCACCGAAGGGACGCGGUUCAUGUUACGCGUGUACUAUGCAGCAUCCCCGCAGAGGCUCAACCGGACCGUCAGCGCAGCCGCGCCGUGGAUCGCUUUCAUAGAAGAACCGGAGCCGGGCAGAGAGGGGCAGGUGCAUCCCAAACGCAACUUGUGCGUGGAGGAGAGCGCGAGGAGCUCGGACAUAGAGCUGCUCGGUUCUUUCAAGUCAGCCUCCAGCCAGAACUCCAUCCUGGUGGAGCUUCUCGCCAAAGACCUGCGGAGAGGAGAGAACAUCAAGUAUUACUCCAUGUGCGCCUUUGACGGGAUCAAAUGGGAGCACUACCGGACGCGAGACUUCUGGCUGGCGGUGGUGGAGCGACCGCCGCACACGGACGGUUGGUUGCAGGCGGGUCUGUCGGUGCUGCUCCUGGCGCUUUCCGCGCUCUUCAGCGGGCUGGUGAUCAGCAUGCUCGCGCUGGACCCCGUGGAGCUCAAAGUGCUGCAGAACAGCGGCACGGACAAGGAGCAAAAAUACGCGCACAAGAUCGAGUCAGUGCGCAAACACGGCAACUACGUUCUGUGCACCCUGGUGCUGUGCAACGUGCUCACCAACACUUUUUUGGUGGUCUGGAUGUGCCAGAUCCUCGGAGUGACGCCCGUCUCUACUGCGGCGUGCACUUUUCUCAUCUUCUUCAUCGGAGAGAUCCUGCCGCACUCCGUAGCGUCCAGGCACGGGCUGGCCAUCGCGUCCAAGACCGUGUGGCUGACCAAGAUGCUGAUGCUGCUGACUUUUCCGAUCACAUACCCCAUCAGCAAACUCCUAGACAACAUGCUGCACCAGGAAAUCAGCAACUUCUACACCCGCGAGAAGUUACUGGCUAUGCUGAGAGUUACAGACCCUUAUCAUGACCUGGUGAAAGAAGAGCUGAACAUCAUCCAGGGAGCUCUGGAACUCAGGAGCAAAACUGUGGAAGACGUGCUGACCCCUCUCAAUGACUGCUUCAUGCUGGCCUCGGAUGCCGUGCUGGACUUCUACACUAUGUCAGACGUGAUGCAGAGCGGAUACACUCGCAUUCCCGUGUUUGAGAACGAACGGUCUAAUAUCGUCGAUAUACUGUUCGUCAAAGAUCUGGCCUUUGUUGAUCCAGAUGACUGCACACCGUUAAAGACCAUCACUCAGUUCUACAAGCACCCGCUGCACUGUGUCUUUAACGACACCAAGCUGGACGCAAUGCUGGAGCAAUUCAAGAAAGGGAAAUCUCAUUUGGCUAUCGUGCAGAGGGUCAAUAACGAGGGAGAAGGAGAUCCCUUCUACGAAGUCAUGGGCAUCGUCACUCUAGAAGACGUCAUCGAGGAAAUCAUCAAGUCUGAGAUCGUGGACGAAACGGACCUCUACACUGAUAACCGUACGAAGAGAAGAGUGUCUCACCAUGAGAGGAAACAGCAAGAUUUCUCCAUAUUUAAACUGUCCGAGAGUGAAAUGAAGGUCAAAGUUUCACCACAGCUUCUGCUCGCAACGCACCGCUUUCUAGCAACAGAAGUAGAGCCUUUUAAGUCGACGCACCUCUCGGAGAAGAUCCUCCUGCGGUUGAUAAAGCACCCGAGCGUGGUGCAGGAACUCAAGUUUGAUGAAAAAAGCAAGCGGUCACCAAAACACUACCUCUUCCAACGCAACAAGCCGGUGGAUUAUUUCGUCCUCAUUUUGCAGGGUCGAGUGGAGGUAGAGAUCGGUAAGGAGGGACUAAAGUUUGAAAACGGGCCGUUUACAUACUACGGCUUGCCUGCCAUCAUGACCAUCCUACCCACAGUCCACAGAUCCCCGUCCCGGAGCAGCGGUCUCAAUCAUUCAGAUACUACAAUCCACGGAGGCAGUCUGGGUCAACUGAGCAUCAGCGGAGGACCGUAUUUACCAGACUAUUCGGUUCGCCAGCUCACAGACCUACAGAUCAUUAAGAUCACUCGUAACCAUUAUCAGAACGCCCUGACAGCUACGCGCAUGGACAGCUCACCGCAAACACCCGACGCAGAGAGUCAAGCGCCCGGGGAGAGGAUGACGAUCCCUGAGACGCGCUCCAACAGCAUCGCCCUUCCCCUGACAGAACCACGGCCCUGUCUGACCCGAUUCCACCAGCACAGCCACCUCUACAGACAGCCAGACAGCACCACCACCCUCAACGAGAGGAACCGCAUCGUCCGAAGUAAGUCAGAUGGACAGAAGAGCCCCAGUGACUCUGUGUUCCUGCGUAUGGAUGAUACCCCAUAUAUAAGAGACAAUCGCAUGGAGAGAAAAGAAGGAACCGAUGCAACGGCCGUAGCCAUGGAGACGGACCUGUCCACAUCCCAGCUCAUCGGAUCUCACUCUCUGGGCGGCUCGGAUGAGAACCUGGGGAAAAAACUGCUCCGGAAACUCAGUGUGUAUCAGCUGACAAGCACCUGACUGAAUCGCAAAUUUCUGAAUCUGCCCAGCAACAAAAAAAGAAAGAAGUCUCGUGAUGGAGAUAAACCUUUGGAAGACAAUCCUGAACAAUCGCAGGUGAAGACCUAGCACUCAUUGCAUGGGUUUGCUCAUCUCUUGCUUCUCCCACAAAUGUGAAAUCUUCUCCAGCCUUCCUCUGGAUCCCGAGUGAGAGAAAGCACAACCCAGUGUACAAAGACCACCACAACAGAUGUAGCAUCAGAAAACCUUGCCUUCAGGAAAAUACUGUUACAACAAACCUGAAACAUACAACAUGCAGCAAGACACAUGUUUUUUUUUGUUUGUUUUUUUCAUUGACGAGAUGCUACGUAACCGUUGAUACGCUACAAUUUUGAUGGCGGUUUAUGAUGAUGUCAUCUACAGUCACUGUGGCAAUGACAUUCUGACCUCUGACCCCCGGGCAAAGCCAGCAAGCACAAGCCUGGAGACCCGAAGCCAACCGUUUGACCAAUGAGAGGGCAGAACCUUUAGUAUGGUCAUCUUUCAGUAGAAACAAAGUGUUUAUCGUGUGAUUUUCUAUCAUAUUAAGUAAGGUAUUUGUCAGGCUGUGCCUGGAGCUUAAUAUCAGCGCACUUUGAGACAGAUCAGACCCAUUUAUUUCAUAUUCUGUUGAAUAGCCGAGGUGUUGACAGAGAAAAAUACCUAUAUUAGGUAAAAGCUGUCAGAAUCUUUUUUUUUCUAUUUCCUGUGUUCAAAGUAUGAAUGUCUUAUGUUGAUUUCUUAUCAUUUCGCUUCGAUUUUUGCACUUCCUUUCAGCUGAGAGCACAGGGUACAAAGAGAUAUGGCUUUUUUCUUUUAAGCUAUUUUAGGCCAUAUUCAAUAGUUUUUAAAAAUAGCCCGAGAUGGGAGUGCUAAUGGUCCAAGCACAUAUAUUUGACAAUAUAAUUAUUUGUUUAAUGAUAAUGACAUUUAGUAUAUCAGCAUGCUUUUCUCAAACAGCAGUGUUAUUAUUGUUAUUACUAGAACAGCAUUGUGUUUACUGUAUGAAAUAGUUAGGAUAUGCACAAGCCAUAACUUGAACAAACUUGAAGCAUUGAUACUAAAACGUCACCUCAGAUAUAAAUAUAUAUAAAAAUCAUAAGCAAUAUCCAAAACAUGCAAGAAGCCUAUAUAGUAUUUUGUUUUGAGCCCUAAUAAUUUACUGCAACAAGCUGAAAAUCUCAUCCACGUUUCAUAAGCAUGCCACUACAUGAAUUUCAUCUUCAAGCUUCAUACCUUCUGUAAAUUAGAGCCUUUUUAAAAUGGCGUUCAUACCACCAUUCAAAAGUUUGAAGAUGGUAAGAUUUUUUUUAUAAGCAAUUAACACUUUUAUUUAGAAAGGAUGCUUUAUACUGAUUAAAAAAGAGAUAUUUAUGUCAUUUUAAAAAACAUAUUUUAAACAAAUAGCUUAUUUGAACAUCUAAUAAUAUUUAAAAAAGGCAGAACUUUAAUAAGAGUAAUUAAUAAUAUGACGGAUUUCAGAAAAAAGGAUCCUGUGGCACUGAAGACUGGAGAAAUUAAGCUGAAAAUUCAGCUUUGCAUCACAGAAAUAAAUUACAUUUCAAAGCAUAUUUAGAUAGAAAAUAGCUAUUUUAAUUUAUAAUGACAUUUGACAGUAUUGGCGUUUUACUGUAUUUUCAAUCAAAUAAAUGUAUUGAGUAUAAGAGACUUUUUUCAUAAACAAAAAAAUCUUACUGACCUCAAACUCUUGACCGGAAGUACAUGAUCACUCAAGCAUCAGAAAAAAAUAUCUGAUCACUGGUACACUGCCAUGACUUUCCCAGCAUGUGUUCAUGACAAACUAACCAAUCAGCUCAUCCCUGCCAACAACAGGUCACAUGAUUACAUUAUGCCAGGGGAUUAUACAUAGGAUGUGUUUUGCAUGAAAGGCUGUUUUUUACAGAGUAUGUCGAGUUAAUACCUCUCUCCUGCAUGCACGCAGCAGACACUGGUGAUAUGUAGAGACUGUUGGGCCACAAGCGAGACACUUUUUUGCCUCUUUUGCUAAGAGUGACCUACCGUACCACCAGGAAGUCGAACACAGAAAGCACAAAGACUCAGGCAGGAAACCACUGAGUGUCUGUUACUUUGCCCUUGAUAUUUAUCCCGAAUAUUUAAUAGCAAUAACCAAGCUAGCCCUUUUUAUAAAGUUGCUUUGCAUCUUGAUGAUCUGGAGCGAACUGAAUGUGCCCGCUUGCUUUCAGGUCACAUGGACACUUUGCGUUGUGCAAUACUGUGAGCUAAAGUCACUGUACGGAGAGCGCAUGCUGACAGAGAAAAAAAGAGGGAAAGGAGAGGGGGCAGCACUUUUUGACGUCAUCGUGCUGCAUUGCAGGGUGGGCCGAGUGACGCAUGUUGACGUCUGGAUCAACCCCUUCAAACAAACACAUCCACUCUGAUUGAGUCGGACAACACAUUCAAUGACGUGUAUAUUUAAGCCUUAAACUGCGGGUAUUUGCUAAAUCGUCUCCAGCUUUCGCUCUCUGUACAGUGAGUUGGCCGAAGGAUAGAUAUAUGUUUCUACAGAGUUUACAAGAAUUCUAUUUGAAAACACCUGAUGAAUUGUGUAUGACUUUACAAACGAUGCUCUGAUUAUAUAACAUACAUAUAUAUAUAUAUAUAUAUAUAUAUAUAUAUAUAUAUAUAUAUAUAUAUAUAUACACAUAAAGAGAAUAUCAAAUGUUCUAUUAAGUCUUGAUGUGGUAUUUCAGAAUGAGAAGUACCAUUGACCUCCCAAUAAAUUAAGAU